Molecule: messenger RNA, 885 nt
Organism: Nakaseomyces glabratus
Lineage: Eukaryota; Fungi; Ascomycota; Saccharomycetes; Saccharomycetales; Saccharomycetaceae
Gene: DSE2
Product: Dse2p
Source: RefSeq, a predicted model, not a curated record
AUGCAAUUCCGUGCCGCUACACUUUUGGUUUUUAUUUUCCAAUUUUUAAACAUUUUCAUUGAAGCUAAUCAACAAAUUCAGAAAAGAGAUGAUGAUAACGUAAGGUAUAUCACAUCUGAUGGUGUCGUUUACAAAUAUGCUAUAAAAACUAGUACAUUGGCUCCAGCAUCUGUUGUUGUUUACACUAGAUAUUACACUACCACAAUUGUUAGAGAAAUUACUUUGGCGAACAAUGAAGUCACAACCACUACUGAAGAGAUUACUAGUGCAAGUGUUUCGUCAGCGAGCGUCACUCCAUCUGCUUCCUCUAGUAGUGUUUCCGAAACUACCACAUCAAAAUCAGAAAGCGCCGCUUCUGUUUCAAGCUCUAUUUCUUCAAACAACGAUGAGGAAUCUGAAAUUCCAGACCAGUCUUUCCUAGACAACGAUAGCUCAAGUGUAUCUUCCUACAUUUCAUCAAUGUCACCAGAGACUUCUUCCAGUACUUCUUCAAGCUCUACUAUGCACAAUAGUACUGUCUCAAGCUUUAUGCCAUCCUCUGUCGACAAUUCUGGAUCAGAUUUUUCAUCUAGCAGUUCAUCUAGCAGUUCAUCUAGCAGUUCAUCUAGCAGUUCUUCAAGAAGUUCUUCAAGUAUGAGCUCUUCAAUCUCUAUGCCUAUCUCAUCUUCAUCUUCUUCAUCAAUUAGUAGUUGCUCAUCUUCCAGUUCGUUUGAUUUUGAUAACAAGUCCUAUUCAAUUUCAAAGUCCGAUGGUACUUGCUAUGUUUACUAUGAAGAUGAUGAAUAUUAUAGCACCGUUUAUCUGACCAAACCUGGUCAAAGUGUCGACGCCGCAACCACUAUAAAAAGUACAAAAACGGUAUACAAAACUGUUUCUGCUAAUUAA